Messenger RNA from Triticum aestivum (bread wheat), 1099 nucleotides. RefSeq lists its product as uncharacterized. The record is from RefSeq and is a predicted model, not a curated record. The transcript has a single exon. The coding region runs from base 206 to 1099 and encodes 297 amino acids. Lineage: Eukaryota; Viridiplantae; Streptophyta; Magnoliopsida; Poales; Poaceae.
UAGGCCAAAACAUUGGCUCUUGAAAAUGUUAUAUGAUUAAAUUAAAAAAGGACACUUUUAAGCAAGUGGUAUAAGAAAAGUUGAGUAGGCAAGUGAGGGCUGAAAUUAUAAAUGUGUAGAUACAUACAGAAGUGGUUCGUGGACCAGCCAGUAGCAUAAUUAGCUAGUGUGCAUGUGACAGAGAGGGGAGAUCAAGGGAGAACUCAUGGGCUACUCAGGCGCUGUGCAAUGGUGGGACGAGUGGCAGCUGCGCAUCCUCGUGCUUGGUAGCCUGGUGAUUCAGUAUGUCCUCCUCGCUGCUUCCGUCGCGCGUAAGUUCCCCAUCAGAUCCUGGUUUAGACCCUUCAUCUGGCUAGCGUACCUGGGCAACGAUGCUGUUGCAAUCUAUGCGCUCGCCACCCUCUUCAACCGCCACAGGAAGCCACAGCAGGAGAAUGGAGAUGGCGGCAGCAGCAUCCUGGAGGUGUUGUGGGCGCCUAUCCUCCUGAUACACCUUGGUGGACAAGAUGGCAUAACCGCCUACAACAUCGAGGACAAUGAGUUGUGGACGCGGCACAUCCUCACCUCGGUGUCUCAGGUCACCGUGGCCAUCUACGUCUUCUGGAAAUCAUGGCCAGGCAACGACACAAGACUCUUGCAGGCGGCAAUAUUGCUUUUCAUCCCCGGCAUCCUCAAAUGCUUCGAGAAGCCCUUGGCUCUCAAUAGAGCUAGCGUUAACAGCCUUGUCAGCUCCAGCGAGCCAAUUCGGAGAUCAAUAAACACACAGAACCUCAAAAUUGAUCCACUUGCAGAUUUCAUUGAGAAAGCAACCAGUCCUGCUGAGGAGAAUAGUUAUCUUUUGACAGCAGCCACGCCGGUGGACUUCACUCCCUAUAAGCUAUUUGUGGACUUUGCAUCUCCUUCUGCUAAUGAUCGGAUCAGGAUGCUGCUGUCCUUCUCAGCACUGAAUGACAACUAUGCUAUUGUAAGCUGCAGCAUUGGCUCUCUGAGACAUUUCAGCUCCUCUACACCAAAGAAAAGAUGUUCUCCAUUGAGUCUGGCUUUGCAGGCCGCUCCAGUAGCAGUGUCCAUGCCCGUGAGAGCAUAUCGGAGCAAAUAG